GGCAAAUUAGGCGAAUAUUUAUGAUGUUAUUAAUUCACACCUGACCGCCCAGCAUAUUUUUAUAAAAUUAUUUACCGAUCGACGAACGUACAAAAGCCAUAAAAAUUAGCAUAAUGUGACAAAACUCGGCUCGCAAACCCAGAAAUUAGGUUAGGUUUUUUUUGGAUUCACCAAAUGAUAAAAAUGGAAAAAUUAUGCGUGCACGGCAAUAUUUUGAGCGAGGAUUUUUUAUUGGACGACGAAAAUUCGCGUGUGUGCAUUAAAUGCACAGCUAAUGAUGUUUUGUGGCCCAAUAUGGAACAAGAUGAGGUAAACAGUAAAACCAAUGGCUAUCGAAGUGAGAUUGACUGUGAUCAGAGGUUGCUCAAUUCAGACGAACAUGGGGACAACUUGGAAGACUCACCAUUAUUAAUAAAUGACUGCUACCCUGGACCAAUUAUGGAAUAUCACUGCCACGACAUCAUUUCCAUUAGAGAUGACAGAAAAGCAUGGAAAAAAAUACUGGCAGCAACAUUUCUAUGCUUUAUAUUCAUGGUGGCCGAAAUCGUCGGCGGGUAUUUGGCGGGAAGUUUGGCCGUCAUGACGGAUGCGGCGCAUUUGUUUUCCGACUUCGUCGGUUUUAACAUUUCGCUGUUGGCGAUCUGGGUCGGAAAAAAACCGGCGACGAAACGAAUGACGUUCGGGUAUCAUCGGGCCGAAGUGCUGGGUGCCUUUCUUAGCGUUUUGAUAGUGUGGAUGUUGGCGUUAUUUUUCUCGUUUUUGGCGAUAAAAAGGCUGAUUUCAAAAGAAUCCGACAUUGAUGCCAAUACAAUGAUUAUCGUUGCUUCUAUAGGACUUCUCAUCAAUUUACUCAUGGCAGGGGUGCUGCACGGGGUGUGCCACACGCACAGCCACGGCCUGGCCGCGCACCCGCACUCGCACGACCGAUCGCGCGAGCAGAACAUCAACGUGCGCGCGGCAACGGCGCACGUUCUGGGCGACACGUUGCAGAGCGUCGGCGUGCUCGUGGCCGCCUUGAUCGUGAAAUUCCGACCGGGAUCGGAGGCGGCCGAUCCCGUGUGCACCUUGAUCUUUUCCGUCGUGGUCAUCCUCACCACCGCUCAAGUGGCCAGAGACAGCGUCCGCUAUUUAUUGGAGGCGAGCCCGGUCGACACCGGCGAGAUGUACGGCAAGUUGAGGGCGAUAAGUGAGGUUAGGCACGCGCACGGCCUGCACGUGUGGUCGCUGGCCCCCGGGAAAGACGCUGUUGCCGUUCAUUUGGCAGUGGAUCCGUUCUGUGAUAAAGAUGUGGUUUUAGAGAAAGCCUCAACAAUUUUGAAAAGCCAAAUCAGCAUUACAAGUUGUACAAUACAAAUUGAAACUUACAAUGCAGAUAUAAUAAAUAGAUGCUCUAAUUGUAGCGCCAUCAAUUUUUGACAUAUCAUUUUUUAUUUAAAUAAAAUUUAUCAAUAAGUCAAGACAAUAUUUAAAUAAUUACAAGGUGCCCAAAUAAUAGAAUUUUAUGCAAUAGACUGACCUUAAAAAAAUUAUUUUAGUUCCUUUUUUAGUUCAAUUAAUAAUAGAUCUCAAUUAAUAAAGUUAUUUCUUAGGUACAUUAAAUCAAUAUAGGGUGUUAUGUAAUUAAUGUAAUUUAUUAAAAUGGAGCAAAUUCUAAAAAUAAUUUAUAAUAACCUUUAUCCUACCAAAAAGUACGCCACUGAUCGAC
This is a messenger RNA of Brassicogethes aeneus, 1705 nucleotides long. Lineage: Eukaryota; Metazoa; Arthropoda; Insecta; Coleoptera; Nitidulidae. The record is from the annotation of a GenBank genome assembly.